UUAUGUUUCCUGGCUUUUAGUUCAGAGCAGUGGGAGUUCGCAACCUGCACUUACUCCUCGCAGAAUGAAUCGCAUUGUGCUGCUCGCUUUGACUCUUGCCUUGCUGGCCACAUUAGUCUAUACAGCAAGGAAUCCUUAUCAGCAAGUUAUACAGCAUAGCAGGAUCAGAGGCAGACAGCAUGGCCCAAACGUGUGCGCAAUUCAGAAGGUCAUUGGGUCCAACAAGCAAUACUAUACAAACUGCAAGCAGUGGUACCAGAGAAAAAUAUGUGGCAAGUCAACUGUAAUCAGCUAUGAAUGCUGUCCUGGAUAUGAAAAGAUCCCAGGAGAGAAAGGGUGUCCAGCAGCACUUCCUCUUUCCAAUAUUUAUGAUACACUGGGGAUUGUUGGAGCAGCUACAACAAAAUUGUACUCGGACAGCGCUAACUUAAGACCUGAAAUUGAGGGUCCAGGCAGUUUUACUAUUUUUGCACCAAGCAACGAAGCGUGGGCUGCCCUACCAGCUGAAAUAUUGGACGCUUUAGUGAGCAAUGUUAACAUUGAGCUACUUAAUGCUUUGCGAUAUCAUAUGGUUGACAGACGCCUUCUCACAGAUGAGCUGAGACAUGGAAUCACUAUACCAUCAAUGUACCAAAACUUGGACAUACACGUACACCACUAUCCCAAUGGAAUUGUAACAGUAAACUGUGCCAGACUGAUAAAGGCCGAUCAUCAUGCAACCAAUGGCGUUGUCCAUGUGAUUGAUAAAGUCAUCACAGCAGUGACAAAUAACAUUGACCAAGUAGUAGAAACUGAAGACAGCCUGGAAACACUGCGUGCAGCUAUAGCAGCAGCAGGUCUCAAUGAGCUCCUAGAGAGUGAAGACAAACAGUACACCCUCCUUGCUCCCACCAAUGAAGCCUUUGAAAAAGUUCCACCAGAGACUCUGCAAAGAAUUCUUGCUGAUCCAGCAGCCCUGAAAGAUCUGUUGAACCAUCAUCUCUUACACUCUGCCCAGUGCUCGGAAGCCAUUAUUUCUGGAUCGUCCAUUGAAACAUUGGAGGGAACACCGCUGGAAGUUGGCUGCCUUGGUGAUGAGCUGACACUUAAUGGAAAAGCAAUCAUUUCUAAAAAGGACAUUUUGGCUACCAAUGGUGUUGUUCAUUUCAUUGAUGAAUUAUUGAUUCCAGAGUCAGCUAAAACAAUAUCAGAAUUGGGCAAAGAUUCUGUGGUUUCUACAGUGAUUGAUCUAUUCAGGCAAGCUGGACUAAACAGUCACCUUGUCACAAAUGAAAGUGUAACAGUCAUCGCUCCACACAACAAUGCAUUUAAAGCUGGAACUCCCGCCAUUGACAGAGACAUGAAAAGUUUACUUCAGAAUCACAUUAUAAAAGAUCAGCUUUCUUCCAAAUAUCUUUAUCAUGGACAAAUUCUAGAGACAGUUGGUGGAAAGAAACUUCGAGUUUUUGUAUACCGAAAUGCCCUCUGCAUUGAAAAUAGCUGCAUCGAUGCCCAUGACAAAAAGGGAAGAUAUGGAACUUUAUUUAUUGUGGACAAACUGCUAACUCCACCAUCAGGAAAUGUCAUGGAUGUCCUUAAAGCUGACAAUCGUUUCAGCACGUUGGUGACUGCAAUCCAGUCUGCAGGCCUCACUGAGACGCUGAACAGAGAAGGCACUUUUACCGUCUUUGCUCCAACAAAUGAAGCCUUCCGCGCACUUCCAAGAGGAGAAUUAAACAAACUAUUAGGUAAUGCUAAUGAAUUGUCUAAUUUAUUAAAAUACCAUAUUGGGGAUGAGAUCCUGGUCAGUGGGGCAGUUAGUCAACUUGUAAGGAUAAAGACGCUACAGGGUGAAAAGCUGGAAGCUAUUUCUAGAAAUUCUACACUACAUGUCAAUAAAGAGCCUGUUACUGAGGCAGACAUGAUGGCGACAAACGGUGUGGUCCAUGCUAUCAGCACUGUGUUUCAGCUGCCAGGAAAUGAGCCCUCAGAUUCUGGCCUUCAAAACCGAAGGCUAGCUGCAUAUUCCAAGGUGUCCCUAAUAAAUGCCCGAUUAGCACCUGCAUAUUCCAGGUUAAUGUCAAGAAUGAAACAACAGUAGUGAAGUCUGUGGAGUGAGAACGGACAAGCGGUCACCACCAUCAGUGCCUCCUUGUAUUUUAAAGCAAGAAUCACAUUUUGCCUGUAAAAUGACUUCGUUUUUCCUUUUAACAUGUUAAAGACCCAGCCAAACUAUUGUAACUGUUAUCCCUGCUGGAGGCGUUUGUGCUAGAUGCACAUGUUGAUGAUCUAAGAAAACAUACUUGUUGACAAUACUGUAAAUAGUUUAUUUUCCAGAAUAACUCUGAGAUUAUGUACAACAGACAAUGACAUCUUAAAGCAACAGAAACCAGUAAACUGAAGACCUGCUCCUAUACAGUGACCUCAUAAUUAAUGGCCACAUGCACAAGUUACCCUGCAAUCCCCCAUAAAGUGUUUGUUUUAAGAUUUUAUUGGCUCCUUUUUUUACCCUAAGACUUUUCCUAUAAAAAAUAAGGUUCUAUUGAUGACUAGCUUCACAGACAGCAGACAUUAUAUGCAGUCUGUCCAUUAAGUAAACUGGUGACAUAGGACCUGAUUCAGAAGUAAAGCUAUCUCCCAAGUCUGUCACAUAUGAACAAUGUUUUCUUUUCUGCACAUGUGUGGGAGCCGCGAUGCACGGGUGCCGUGAUGUGGCUGCAGCUCCAGUCACAGUGUGGUGUUAGCUGCAGUGUGAUUGACAGGCUGCAGGUGUUAGAGGGAGGUAACGGUGUGUCUGGGGGAGUGCCAUAGCCAUCCUCUGAUGCAGAGUCAUUGGCCUCAGCAUCUAAGUUGUGGUGGAUAUUCUUCAGAUGUUUGAUGGUGGGCGCAAUGGUCACAAUAUUGAUCCAAUUCUGCAUCUUUGGACGCAGGCAGCGGAUCUGGGAAGUCGGGAAUGAGCGGCUUUUUACAAAAGACUCCUCCUGCUCCAUAUCUCAGAUCCACAUAUACCAAAGACACAGCAGCGACCUGGACUGCGUCCCCCUCUUAAUCAGGCCUAUAUUCUGACAGUGUCCCUGAGUGCAUAUUGUAUGUUGUCCAGGUGAUGAAAUGGCUGCCAACAUUGCCUAUAGGUGACGGUAACGUUGCAAAUCAAUGACAUAAAUGUUUUUGCUGAGAUUAUAAGUGGAAAGCUGUGGGAGGGUUAGCUGUAACACAUUACAUAGAGCAGGAAACAAACAUUUUAUAUAAAAGAACAGGCUGGUAAGUGCACAUCCAUAGCCAUGUGCAUGGUAAGGUGGGAGCAAUAAGUAAAUGCAUAAGGACACAUUUCUCUUAUGUGACAGUAACAACAUUGUAUUAAACUAUAAACACACAUUCAAAAUGGAUCUUGCAAUUCCUUAUAUUUUGAUUGUAUUGUAUGGAAGAGUUAACGUGUUGGAGUUAGUGUAGUCAUAAAUUAAUUAGAAACCGUUUUCUCCUAUCACAACUGGAUUGCACCGUGUAUAGUGUAAUCGAAUGAUUGAGAUUCUGUCAUAUACCCUAACAUACAUUGAUACUAUUAAAAUUUACAGUGUGUGUGUGUGUGAUUUAAUAAUAAAUCAUUGUACGCAAUGUUUUUAACUUAUAGUCCUAUUGCAAACACAACUUUUGUGCCAUGUGUGGAGACAUUUAUAUCAUGCAACCCAAAUACAUUUAAUUCAGUUAAAACUGAAAGGAUCAUUAUCAAUAGACAUUUUCUGUACAUUAUGCAUUUUUAUAAUUGUGUUCUCCCCCCUGUCAGGAGUGCCAGGAUACACAUUUCUUUCUCUUAGAGUGUUUGCAAGAUAGUUAAUAUGUUUGUACUGUACGUUUAUUCUUUAUAUUCAAUGAAGUCGUUUUCAAUGACGGUAUUGUACUGUUUACCGCUGACCUGACGAAAUAUCCCUCACAGCAAUCCGUCAUUCAAAAAAUGUAGAAAAUAAACAACACAUUUUAAUAAUAA
Messenger RNA from Pseudophryne corroboree (corroboree frog), 3961 nucleotides. RefSeq names its product transforming growth factor beta induced (gene TGFBI). NCBI's taxonomy places the organism in Eukaryota, Metazoa, Chordata, Amphibia, Anura, Myobatrachidae. The record is from RefSeq and is a predicted model, not a curated record. The transcript has 17 exons. Gene Ontology annotation, molecular function: cell adhesion molecule binding. Gene Ontology annotation, biological process: extracellular matrix organization; cell adhesion. Gene Ontology annotation, cellular component: extracellular matrix. The coding region runs from base 65 to 2080 and encodes 671 amino acids.